Molecule: messenger RNA, 969 nt
Organism: Clupea harengus (Atlantic herring)
Lineage: Eukaryota; Metazoa; Chordata; Actinopteri; Clupeiformes; Clupeidae
Gene: hmcn2
Product: hemicentin-2-like
Exons: 5
Coding region: 493-969 (158 amino acids)
Biological process (GO): homophilic cell-cell adhesion; synapse organization
Cellular component (GO): axon; plasma membrane; neuronal cell body
Molecular function (GO): calcium ion binding; axon guidance receptor activity
Source: RefSeq, a predicted model, not a curated record
GAGAGCACACUCUUCGGUCCCUCCAAAACUUCCUCUCACUUUUCUCCAGGAUGAAUCCCGUUGAAGGGACUUCUCUCAGCUAAUCACCUUCUGAGGAGGAUUCAACAAUAGGCUGCAUUUCAUUAACUUUCUUUAAAGUAACGAGAAUCAAUUGGAUACUUUUACUUACUUACUGACUACAGUGUCUGUGCAAUUAAACACCAGGUCGUUUCGGAUUUUUCUUACACUCUCUUGGGAACUUAAGUGUGAGAACCUGGAACUUAAUUUAAUACUAAUUUUUUUUAUCUCUUUGUUAUUAUAUUCGCUCUAAAAUUUCACUGGUUACAAGAUUCAGAUGCAUUAGUGCGAGAAUGACUGGCAACUGGAUACAAUUCCUGGCGUUAGCGCUGUAUCAGUGCGCAGCCAGCCUGCGGCAUCCCCCGGGCGGAGGGCCACUUUGGCCCCGAUGACAGCGCCUCCACUCUGGCCUUCGUCUUCGACGUGACGGGCUCCAUGUAUGAUGAUCUCAAACAAGUGAUAGACGGCGCGUCUCGAAUUCUGGAGAAGACCUUAAGUCGGAGGACAAGACCCAUUAAGAAUUUUGUCCUGGUACCUUUCCACGAUCCAGAAAUUGGCCCAGUGUCCAUAACCACCGACCCAAAGAAGUUCCAGAAGGACCUUCAGGACCUGUUUGUUCAGGGUGGAGGGGACUGUCCUGAGAUGAGUAUAGGGGCCAUCAGGAAGGCCCUGGAGGUGUCUCUGCCUGGCUCCUUCAUCUACGUCUUCACAGAUGCGCGCGCCAAAGACUACCGCCUCAAACGGGACGUGCUGCAGCUCAUACAGCUUCGCCAGUCUCAGGUGGUGUUCGUGCUGACCGGGGACUGUGGGGACCGCACCCAGCCGGGCUACAGGGCCUACGAGGAGAUCGCAGCCACCAGCUCGGGGCAGAUCUUCCACCUGGACAAGCAGCAGGUCAACGAGUCCCUAUGA